AUGGAUAAUGGAGUGGAGUUGUUGGCUAAACUUCCAAAUCCAAAUGCAGGACCUGCUCAUUAUACCACUGCAUCUGAGGUUGCGACAUGCCAUUUUCUGCGAGAAAUAUUUAAUAUACCAGUGCCUCGGAUUCUUGCUUGGUCCUCCGAUGCGUCAAAUCCUGUUGGCGCAGAAUAUAUCAUUGAAGAAAAGGCCUCUGGUGUCCGACUUGGUAGCCUUUGGAAUCAUUGGUCGCGGGGCCCAAAGCUCAAGAUAAUUACUCAAAUUGCGCAAAUAGAGGAUGUGUUGACUUCCAUUAGUUUUCCGAAGCAUGGAUGCAUCUACUUUAAAGAGGACUUACUCGCGUUGACUGGAGUUGCGCCAGAUCUGUCUGUUAACUCGUCUGCUGCUCCUGAGAUACUCUAA
This is a messenger RNA of Blastomyces dermatitidis ER-3, 405 nucleotides long. RefSeq lists its product as uncharacterized. The transcript is spliced from 2 exons. Bases 1 to 405 code for a protein of 134 amino acids. The record is from RefSeq and is a predicted model, not a curated record. Gene Ontology annotation, cellular component: mitochondrion. Lineage: Eukaryota; Fungi; Ascomycota; Eurotiomycetes; Onygenales; Ajellomycetaceae.